Spinacia oleracea (spinach) is the source of this 2112-nucleotide messenger RNA. RefSeq lists its product as uncharacterized. The record is from RefSeq and is a predicted model, not a curated record. NCBI's taxonomy places the organism in Eukaryota, Viridiplantae, Streptophyta, Magnoliopsida, Caryophyllales, Amaranthaceae. Bases 233 to 1741 code for a protein of 502 amino acids. The transcript has 8 exons.
AACGGACGUUAACGUUGUGUAAUAGUAACUGAAUAAUAACUUGUUCAUUUGGGCGGUUAAAUCGAAAUAAAGGCUGAAUCCCAAAUUUUUUUCACCAACAAUAUUCUCCUUCUCUCCUAUUACCGUCUUUCUCCUCUAGUUUCUCUUUCCACAACCUCCAUUUCCAGUUGAAUUGCUUGGGCGAUAAUUGCAUGCAAUCUGGUGAUUCAGGGUGUUGGUGUUAGGUGAAAGAAUGGGCAGAAAGAUUUCUAGAUCUAGAAAACGUGGGAAAUUGAAAUUAAGUUCUGAAGAAGAAGGUAAUAGUGUAGUUGAUAGCAGUUCGAGAAGUGAGCAAGAUGACAGUGAAGAUGAGGAUUUUAAGGCAUAUGGAUUUGAAGACUUAGAUGAUGAUGAGGAGGAGGUUGCACAGUCGGAUGCUGGUAGUACUGUGAAACGGAAGCGGGGGCUAUCUAAGGGAAUGGCAACCAAAACAAAGGUGACCACCAAAGAACCGAUGAAAACCGAAAAGAGAGGUGUCGUGGAGAAAGUCACUCUACACACACGAGUAUUCACGGACAAUAGUUUGACAAAGGGCGGUGAAGUGAAGGAAGCCCGGGGGGUGUUGAAAGUCCUACAUCGUGAAUUUAAAGGACGGACGGCAACCAUAAACUGCAAAGUUGAAGCGUUUGGCAGAAUAUUACAUAGGUUUGAUAAUCGUAGGAAGCAGUGGGUUUGUGAAUUGGGAUUCGGAGGCUUGUAUCACUUGUGCGGGAAGAACUUACCCCGCAACUUUGUGUAUUGGUUGAUGACACGUGUGGACCCCGUAAACCAACUUUUUAGAGGGACGAAUGGAGUAGAUGUCCCCAUGAACAAAAACCAGGUUAGGUGGAUAUUAGGUCUUCCAAAAGGGGAGAAGGUAAUCCCCACGAAUGAAGGUGAUGCUGAUGAACAAAUGAAAAUCGCGGCCCAAAAUGUUUUAAGGUUAUACGGGCGUAAAUGGCAGAGUGUAAACCCUAGGAAGCGGUCUGAUAUGAUUUAUACAGAUGCAAUUCCGGUGAAUCCAAAAUUUCUUGAAAGGUUAGAGGGUGAGUGGGGGGAAAAUGACGAGCAGGAGUUUAAGACGAUGUUCUUGAUAGCCGCACUUGCGAUGGUCCUAUGUCCGACACAAUGUGGAAGAUUAAGUGCCGGUACGAUAUAUGCGUGCACACUUGGAAUGCAGUCAAGUCAAUAUGAUUGGUGCAAGCUAGUUUAUGAUUUCUUCAUUGAGAUGGCCAAAGUGUUCUGUAGGGACUUCUACACAUACGGGUGGACCAAAGGUGUAGGUGGUUGCACCAUGUAUUUAGUGAUUUUGUAUCUCGAUCGACUCGGUAGAAUUCCCGUCCAGUGGGGCGUAUUCCCUAGGCUGAAGGCAUGGGACAUGAAGGAGAUUCUUGAAGCUAAGAGAGCUGAUCGAGAAUCUGGAAAAAAAGGAGACUACGGUGUUCUCGAGUGUGUUGUAGUUGCUUACGGGGAAACACAACACCCGAGGGCCACCAAGGACAGUCAUGGUCCAGUUGAAGAGGUAUAUAUUCCGGUAAUGGACAAUGAAAUAUUGACGUUAAAACCAAGGAAAAAAGGAAAUAGUGAGAGGAAUCCAAUGAAGAUGAGACAGAUGGCUAAGGAGCGGGCAAAAGAAAACAGUAUCGAGUUAGAACGAAUAGAACUCGAUAUGGAAACCGUGAAUGAGGAGCCAAUUAUAACACCUCCACCACCCCGGACCUAAUCUCGAAGUGAACGAUGCCAACAGGUUACAUCCUCCCCACCACCAAAGGUUCCCCCACCCCCACCAAAGGUUUCGCCACCCCCACCAAAGGUUCCGCCACCUCCACCCUCAACAAAGGUUACUUCUCCACUCCCUUCCCCAUCCCCACCAAAGGAUACAUCUCCACUCCCUUCCCCAUCCCCACCAAAGGAUACAUCUCCACUCCCUUCCCCAUCCCCACCAAAGGAUACAUCUCCACUCCCUUCCCCAUCCCCACCAAAGGAUACAUCUCCACUCCCUUCCCCAUCCCCACCAAAGGAUACAUCUCCACUCCCUUCCCCAUCCCCACCAAAGGAUACAUCUCCACUCCCUUACCCAUCCCCACCAAAGGA